UUAGUGAUCUCAAUCGGCUCAUACACAAAAAUUUUUCUCACUCUCAUUUAUCGUCAGGCACAAGUACAAGAUCAUUUUCAGGCGAUUCAGAAAGGCGGUAUACAGCAUUUUCAUUCUGUCAAUCGUCACUGGAGGGUAAGCAGUAACCUUACUUUACUUCAACUCAACUUUGAAUCUGUUUCUUUAAUGUUGGAGGAUUAGUGAAGUGGGACAAGCAGUAAAAGAGACAAUCAGACAAGCACUUUGCUGUCUUUGGAGUUACAAUCCCCAUUGAGUUAUUCUCGCACUAACUCUUUCAAAGCUGACUUCCCACUUCACGGCUGUUAGCAAAGAACGUUCACCGGAAUGUUGAACAUAUGAAUCGAAACACUAACCUUGUCCUAUGAGUGGUAUUUCAUUGGCAAUGAACAGUUUUCAAAUUGAUUAGCUCAUUAGUAAAGAGCACUUGGGCCCUUCGUACUAGCACUUUUUCGUCGGGCGAGAAACGAAACUUUGUCAAAAACAAAGUUAAACUCAAGUAUUUAACAACUAUUCAGAGAAGUGGAGGUGAAUAGACAAACAAUGGCGUCCAUUUGGCGCGAAAAUACCCACAGAGAUCUUUCCGCUGACAUUACUACUCCGAGAUACGAACAGUUUCCGAGAGCGAACUGUGCAAACUGUGAGCUUCGAGAAACAGAUGAUAGACGAGUAAAUUUUCGCGCCAAAUGGAGGCUAGAGUACUAUAAAGUACUUUUUACCAUUUAAGAACUGAUAUGUUCGCCCUCUUUGGAUGGUGGAUUGCAACAGCAAUCGAUUCAUCUCGAAAUAAUAAACAUCUUCCUCUCCGUCACGGCAACUCUCGGGAAUUCUCUUAUCCUUGUUGCCCUUUGCAAAGAAUCUUCCAUUCAUCUACCGUUCAAACCGUUUUACUGUUGUCUGACAACGACUGAUCUUUUGGUUAGUCUCGUUAGCCAGGCUCUCUAUGUUAUUUAUUGGAUAUCCUUAGUUUACAGAAACUGGAAUCUUUGUCGAUAGACAAACGACGCAGGCUACUAAACCAGCUAUGCAUUUUGUUCGGUGUUUCUGAUGACAAUGACGGCCAUUAGCGUAGACAGACUUUUCGCGCUGUUGCUAGGGCUGAGGUACAAACAAAUCGUAACUCUGAAGCGCACUAAUAUUUCUUUUGCUGGCGUUCGGGAUUUAUCAGGAGUCCCUGCCUUAUGCUAUAUUUCAGAUUACCUUUUAACUCUUUGGUUUGGAUAUAUAGGUGUUAGAUUUUCUGCUCAUUCCGUCAUCAUAGCGCCCUAGCACAUACAAGAUCUGAUAGAUCUACGGUCGAGUCAUCCAAACCUACUGGAAAUUUCGCGAUACAGAAAGGCGGUGUACCGUGCACUGUGGGUGCAGUUAGCAUUAGCUGUUUGUUAUCUACCAUUUAAUAUAUUGAUUGUGGUGGCCUGGAAGACAUUUUCGUCGCAUAUAGUCGUCACCAGAGAAAUAGCAAUCCCUUACUUUACUUUUCUUCAACUUGACGUUAAAUCCGUUCCUUUACCGCUGGAAGAUUUUUGA
Molecule: messenger RNA, 1545 nt
Organism: Pocillopora meandrina
Lineage: Eukaryota; Metazoa; Cnidaria; Anthozoa; Scleractinia; Pocilloporidae
Source: the annotation of a GenBank genome assembly